AGAGUUUUGAGUGGAAUGGGGUGUUUUGCCAUAUUUGGUGUAUUGCUUUUAUGUUUUUUAUUUGAAACACAUCACAAAACGGUAAGAGGAAAUAUAGAAAAUAGAGGUUGUGAUUUGUUUGAUGGUAGAUGGGUGUUUGAUGAUUCAUACCCUCUUUAUGAAAGCUCAGAAUGUCCAUUUUUGGAGAAUGAAUUUGUGUGUCUUCAUCGUCCUCAUAACUUCUAUCUCAACUAUAGAUGGCAACCCAAUGGCUGCAACUUACCAAGAUUCAAUGGUGAAGAUUUGCUAACAAGACUAAAAGGGAAGAGUUUGUUGUUUGUAGGAGACUCCUUCAGUUUGAAUCAAUGGCAAUCACUGACUUGCAUGAUUCACACAUCUCUGCCACAUACCAAAUACAUCUCAAUCACAAAAGAAGGUCUCUCCACCUUCACCUUCCCGAGCUACGAUGUUAAGUUGAUAUUUUCUCGUAAUGCAUUUUUGGUGGACAUUGUAAGUGAACGUAUUGGUCGAGUCUUGAAAUUAGAUUCAAUGGAAGUAGGAAAAUUUUGGAAAGAAAGCGACAUAUUGAUAUUCAAUUCUUGGCAUUGGUGGCUUCACACAGGAAAGAAACAACCAUGGGAUUUCGUUAAAGAAGGAAAACAUAUCUACAGAGACUUGGAUCGUUUGGUUAUGUACGAGGAAGCCUUAAAAACAUGGGCCCAAUGGAUCGAUGAGAAUGUUGAUCCUAACAAAACAAAAGUAUUCUUUCAAGGAAUCUCACCUGACCAUAAAAAUGGAUCAAAAUGGGGGAAGCCUGAAUCUAUAACUUGCAAGGGACAAAAAUUUCCAAUUUCUGAAUCGAAGUAUCAAGGAGACCCACAUCCAGCUGAACUGAAGUUGGAGGGAGUGUUAAGAGACAUGUUAAAACCUGUGUAUUUACUCAACAUUACAAGCUUGUCACAAAUGAGAAAAGAUGCUCAUCCAUCUAUAUAUACAGGACAUGGUGGACAUACUAAUGAUUGCAGCCAUUGGUGUCUUCCUGGUGUUCCUGAUACUUGGAAUAUGCUUUUAUAUGCGUCUCUUGUUCAAACUUAACUCUAUAUUUAAUUGUUUAUUGUUAUUAUAGAAAUAAAUGAAGGUUUCCUUAU
This is a messenger RNA of Cicer arietinum (chickpea), 1127 nucleotides long. Its product is annotated as protein trichome birefringence-like 43. Gene Ontology annotation, molecular function: O-acetyltransferase activity. The record is from RefSeq and is a predicted model, not a curated record. NCBI's taxonomy places the organism in Eukaryota, Viridiplantae, Streptophyta, Magnoliopsida, Fabales, Fabaceae. Gene Ontology annotation, cellular component: Golgi apparatus.